UCACAAAGAUCUUGGAGAAGAUCUCAGAAACCCACCCGCCUGCACCACAACCACUCUGCGCCUUUUUCCUCCAUACUCUUCUCUACUGAAGGUAGCUUCUUCAUCUCUGCCUCUUUUCUCCAUUGGUGAAGCCGGCCGCCGGCCGCCAUUGACGAUUCCUCCUUUUUGUUCGGAGGCGGAGCAACGGAUUCAGCGGUGGAGUACGAUUGUUGGAUUCGGAAUUUGGUUGCUUGGAGCAACCUAAGUUCCGGAAUUCCUACUCAAACUGAGAAAUAAGAUUAGAUGGAGGGAAACAUUUCUCUCGAUCAAUUCUUAUCUUCUAUUUCGUCUGCUUUUGUUUUUUGUUGUUUUUAUCAUUUAGAUCAACUUCUGGUAUUCGUUUUUGAAAACGACACAAACUUUUUGUUUUUCUCAUGUACAACAAUGUAUUGCCAUGGUUAGAUUAUGUAACGAUUUCGAAUAAUUUUUCUUGGUUUUGCUUUGGAUUUGUAAUUGUUUCGUGUUAGCAUUUUUCAAAUUGAUAUGCAAUUUGUAGAAAAAAACAUGGGAGAUUAAAGUGAUUGAGAACUGUACUGAGAACUACUAAAUAACUGGAAGCCUAUAAUCGUAUUCUCUGGUUCCAUCUUCUUCACCUUUUUAGAGCUUUUACUUGCAGAUCAACAUCAUUCCUGGUGCCCCCUCAUCAUUCAAUCAGUUAAUUUCUCAGGUUCUAAAAGCUAAGUUGGGGGUAACCCAAUGGGAUAUAUAGGUGUUCAUGGCAUUAAUGCACUGCACAGAUACAAGUACAGUGGAGUUGAUCACUCUUAUCUUGCAAAAUAUGUGCUACAACCAUUUUGGACUCGUUUUGUUACUUUCUUCCCUCUUUGGAUGCCACCCAAUAUGAUUACACUAACAGGAUUCAUGUUCUUGCUCAUCUCUGCAUCGCUUGGCUAUAUAUAUUCACCUCAAUUGGAUUCUCCGCCUCCAAGAUGGGUUCAUUUUGCUCAUGGAUUACUCCUCUUCUUGUACCAGACAUUCGAUGCUGUUGAUGGAAAGCAAGCUAGAAGGACCAACUCUUCUAGUCCAUUGGGAGAACUAUUUGAUCAUGGAUGUGAUGCACUUGCAUGUGCGUUGGAAGCAUUGGCCUUUGGGAGCACUGCUAUGUGCGGAAGAUACACAUUUUGGUUCUGGGUGAUUUCAGCUGUUCCAUUCUAUGGUGCAACUUGGGAACAUUACUUUACCAACACGUUAAUCCUUCCGGCAGUAAAUGGACCUACAGAGGGUCUCAUGCUGAUAUACAUGGCACAUUUCUUUACAGCUAUAGUUGGUGCAGAGUGGUGGGCCCAAGAUAUCCGGAAGUCUAUUCCGCUGCUGAGUUGGGUUCCAUUAGUAGAUGGAAUCCCAACAUAUGGAGCAGUUUUGUUUUGUAUGAUAGUUUUUGCCGUUAUACCGACAAUCACAUUCAAUGUGCAGAAUGUUUACAAGGUUGUACGCUUGAGACAUGGAAGCAUGCUGAAGGCCUUGGCUAUGCUUGUCCCUUUUGGUGUACUAUUGGGAGUAGUUUUGCUAUGGGAUUAUAUGUCUCCAUAUAAUUUAAUCGGGAAAUAUCCACAUAUGGUUGUUAUGGGAAUCGGGCAAGCAUUUGGAUUUCUUGUGGGAAGGAUGAUAUUGGCCCAUUUGUGCGAUGAACCAAAGGGGUUGAAAACUAGUAUGUCCAUGUCCUUGUUCUAUCUCCCGCUCGCGAUUGCGAAUGCACUCACUGCCUGGUUAAAUGAUGGAAUUCCCCUUGUUGAUGAGAAAUGGGUUCUUCUCGGUUUCUGUUUAUACACAGGUGCAUUAUAUCUACACUUUGCAACAGCAGUCAUCCAUGAAAUAACAACAGCUCUUGGAAUCUAUUGUUUCAGGAUUACAAGAAAAGAAGCUUGAGAUAUUUAUAUGAAGGUAUGCAUUGUAACCCUUAAAUAUCGUUAUUUUAAGUCGCAAUUUCCGACCAACUUUUGCUACCCGACGUGGUGUCGGGUUCUAUUCUUUUCUUGGAAAAUAUUACAUUUAGCCGGCAUUCUUUUUUCCUUUGCGUCUCAUUUGUGGGUCAACGUUGUACUUUUAAAUGCAUUGUAAGGUUGGAUAUACUUUCUUUAAUGCGUGCUUUUGGGUUCGGUACCA
Cynara cardunculus var. scolymus (artichoke) is the source of this 2142-nucleotide messenger RNA. RefSeq names its product choline/ethanolaminephosphotransferase 1-like. Gene Ontology annotation, cellular component: membrane. The record is from RefSeq and is a predicted model, not a curated record. Gene Ontology annotation, biological process: phospholipid biosynthetic process. The transcript is spliced from 19 exons. NCBI's taxonomy places the organism in Eukaryota, Viridiplantae, Streptophyta, Magnoliopsida, Asterales, Asteraceae. The coding region runs from base 736 to 1905 and encodes 389 amino acids. Gene Ontology annotation, molecular function: phosphotransferase activity, for other substituted phosphate groups.